AUGCAGUAUUCCGUACAGAUUCGAGACCUGCGUCCGACAGGGGGUCCUGCAAUCUUUAUCCUGUUUUCCGGUCUCGUUGGCUUUUUUUUCGGGCCCGACGUUUCUCGUUCUUGAGCAUCGGCAUCGAUCUCUUGGAAUCGGCAGACCCGCGCUUGACGAUUCAGUGCUUAUCGCCAACGUUAUCGGCACCGCCAGCUGAGGCCAGUGCCGGCCAAGGCCUGAUUUGCGCCCGUCGAUAACGUUCUCCACAUUCGCAAGAACACGCAGCCGAUCGGCGGCGGGUCUUCGAGGUUGGCAGUGUUGCGUUCGGCGAGAGCAUCUGUCUGUCCAUGCCGCCAACUAACCGUUCCUCGCUGGCUCGCUCCCGCACGCCGUAUCCACCCCCAUGGCGGUGAGAGACAAAGACACCGCCGGCGACGUGACCGACGACGGCGCUUCCCACGCUGAGGCCGCGCUGCUUCUCCCCCCAAACUCGGCGCCGUCACUGUCGCCCAAGUCGGAGACCACAACGCCCACCAUGGUCUCGCCUGCGUCCUCCACCUCGCCGGUUCCAUUCGUGAGCCUGGCCGAGCAGACAUUCACCCCGCUGUCGAUGGAUGCGAACGAUUUCUUUCCGUCGGACCCCGCUAACGCCGGCGCGGAUCGCCCGGGGACAAGGUCGCCUGCCGUGCCCGAGAAGGAGACGUUGUUGACCAAGGCGAAGAGUCUGGAGCAGCUGCGACGGGACGGAAGUCUCUGUCGCAGCAGCAGCAACAGCACGGCCCCAACUGCAUCGGCGGCGGGCCGUGGCGGCGCCACAAUCGUCAGCGCCAUGGUGGAAUCGUUUGAGGCGUUGCACGCAGCGACGAGAAACGCCAAUCUUGGAUACGAGCUCCUCCGGUCCAAAAGCCAGGGGCAGCGCCCGGCGGGCCUCGCGUCGCCGCCCUCAACGCUUUCGCCUUCCCCGUCCUUCUCACGCUCGCCGUCGCCAUCCCCGGCCGCGCGUGCGCCCGUGCCCGACUCGCAGCAGCCGACAGCCGACGCUGGUCUUGGCACUGCAGGCCCGAAGACACCCGUUGCAGGGGCCGACGAGGGCAACGCUGCGCCGCAGACUGCCGGUGCAACGCUGAACCCUGGUCCGUCAGCUGCGGUUCUGCUUCCCCCAAAUGCACACGAUGCUUCCGGGCUGCCAUCGUCUGCGCCAUCCUCUCUCGAUGGCCCUCCACCUACCGUCGUCGCCGAUGCCCCAUUGAUCCGACCGACGCCCUCUACAAGCCAGCCGGAAAGCCGGAGCCGUGCCGUCUCUCAUCCGUCCCGACCGCCCACUGUCCACACUUCGUCGACGGCAAGUCUGUCGCUCAGUCACCCGGCGCCCGACCCGGACAAGCUGUCGCAAGCGGGAGGGUUUCUCGGCAACAUUGCCGCCCUUGAGGCGACCGCCGAACGGCUGUCCAUGACGAGUAGUAUCGAGGAGGCCAUCCGCGAAGAGCACAACGAACUCAAGCGCAGCGAAAGCCGGCGCUCGUCGAUCCUGCGUGCCCGUGCGAGGGCAGCGUCGGCUUCGGACACCGGCUCGAUAUACGGCCAGCCUCAGCUUUCGGUCGGCAGCAGGCAGAACUCCAUUCUGGGCACCAACAACGCGGCGCGGUCCGGCGGUUACUCGCCAGGAGGUUAUGUUAUGAACCCCCACCACUCCCUGUCUGCUGCCUCGGGCCGGCUCCGGUCCGGGAGCAAGGCGAGCUCCAUUGGCAUGCCGUUGCACAUUCCAGAGCCCGCCGAUCCCGCUGGAUCCGCGGGAGAAGGCGAACACACACAGGAAUUCCGAUUCCUCCCGCGGCACGGCCCAGGAAAGGCAUCCACUAGGAGCGUGGCCAGCAAGCUGUCGCUUGCACAGAUUGCCGAGCUUGAGCAUCCCACCGCGCUCACCCAAGAGGUUCUCGAUGAAGCCGACCGUGCUGCGGCGGCUGGAGACAGCCCAGAAGAUGAUGAGAACAUCCGAGCUAGCGCCCACCAGUUCAUUGAGGCCGAAUUUGCCCAUGAAGUUGAUGCGUUGCUGCCUGCGCAGGGCCAUGGGGUGCACGACGAACAGCCCCCGCGGCUGCAGCUUCACCAGCCGGACCAAUACCAGCAGUUUGAAGCACGCCGGACCGAUGACGACAGGCCGACAACAUCUGGGUCCGGCACAACGCUCGAACAGGCCCGGGCUGCCUUUGGUGAUUUCGAUGGCGUGCAUUGCGAUCCAGAGGCGGACAGCUUUGCGCCUCGCCCAGAUCCUGACCUUGAUCCUCGGGCGCCGCCACGGCACCAGGCCGCGCCAGCUCCACGGCCCACGUCUUAUUUCGACCCAGUCUCGGGACAGCAAAUGCACUAUUACCCAGCUCCCGUGCCCGCGAUGCUGAACCUACCGCCGAAGUUGUCCAAGAAGCCCAAGGCUCCUGCCCCGAACUUGCGCCGCUCCCAGGUCGUCAGCACAGUGCCAAGGCCACCCCGCGAGUCUCGCUCUUGGCUGCCCAACCCAGUGGAAGGUUUGCGUACGAGCCAUGACGGUGGGCCCUUCAUGGCCGAGUACCUCGGCGGCCAGAAUGUUUCGAACCCCUCGUCGCUGCGGUCUGGAAUGGGUGGCGAGACACCGAAAGAGCCUUCACAUGCCAGGCACGCUUCCGAGGCCACUAUCCACGUUCCCCAGCCGCCUCCAGAGCAGAAAGGCGGAAUGCAGCCGUCCCAGCAUCCGGCUGAGGCCGAGAACCGCAAGUCACGUCCGAUACGCGUUGACGGCCUGCCGCCACAGCUGCGGGCCAGUGUUUUCUUCGACCUGCCUUCUGAAGUGCCCAGCAUCACCGUGAAGGACGGUUCUGCUAUGGACACGCUGGAUAGCCUCCUUGAUGCCUCCACCGUGGCGCCCGUGAGCGCCUUUACCGAUCACGUGUUUGCGGGCAAGCUGGGCGCCGAGGUCUACGGCCCGGAGAAGAAGAGGAAGGUGAAGAAGAGCACGACUGCACCUGCCAUCGCGUCAGAAGACAAGGCGAACAAGCGCAAGACGCUCGUUAAGAGGAACUCGAGCGGCAAUUUGCUUGACCCGAGCGCCGAAGACAAGCCGAAGCGGAAGACGCUCGUCAAGAGGAACUCUAGCGCCAACCUCCUCGAUCCUGACGCUGAGAAGAAACGGGCCAGUCGCUUCUCGCUCUUCGGUCCAAAACGCGGAGCUGAUGAUUCCGAAGGCGACGACGAUGAGGCUGAGAAUUCACGCACUGGUGUGAAGGGCGAUGCCGGGUCCCGCGGGAGCCUCUCUCCAAACCAGCUGGCACCUGAUGCAGACGAGGAAACGGAAGAAGAGAGCGAGGAGGAAGAGCUGGUGUACCAGGGCCCGCCAACGACGCUGCUCGCCGAGCUCCAGCUGCGCAAGCAGCACGACAAGAUGCGCACGCGCGUGCUCCAGCACACGCACCCUGACGGCAUGCGCAGCACGCUGCUCGAACUCGACGCGGUCGCCGAGGUCGAGCGCAAGGCGAGACACGGCAAGCGGGUUACGCUGGCGUGGGAAGAUCCCUCUGCGGUGGCGCGGCAGGACAGCGAUGAUGACGAGGACGUGCCACUCGGCAUGCUCUUCGCCGCGAAAGCAGCCGGCGAGGGGAACCGGUCCACUAUGGACAUCAGUGCGUUCAUGAGCGAAGUGCACCGGCCUCUCGGUCUCCUGGAGCGCCGCGAGAUGGAGGAGAACGAGCCGCUGAGCCGCCGCCGCGAUAGGCUGCAGGGCAAGGUGCCGGCGCAGGUGCCAAUGUCGCUCAGUGCCCUGCACAAACGCGCGAGUCACAUGCCUGGCGGCGGCCCUGGAGGAACGGGUCUACGGUCGCAAUCCCGCCUCACGUUGCCUCUCCAGCCCGGUGGCGGUUCCCGCGCGGGGUCCAUGCUGGGCUCCCGGCCCGGGUCCUCGGCCGGCGACAACCCGAGCGCGGAGCAAAUCGAGCCCGAAAUCGAAGGCGAAACGCUCGCCGCGCGCAAGGCCCGCCUUGCGGCCGAGAACCCGCUCCCGCGCCCUCGCCCCGUCAGCGGCGCCUUCUCGUCCGAACUCCUCAGCCAGUUCAAACCGGACGAGGAUGAGGCCAAGAGCAAAGGCAACACCGCCUCGCACAAUCGCAGCACCUCGGCCGGGCUGGCGGCCGGCAAGGAGAGCAACCCCGCUUCAGCCGACGUGGCUGUGCCGGAGGAGGAAGAAACGCUUGGCCAGCGGCGGCGCAGACUACAGCGCGAGCGCGAGGCACGCGAGCGCGAGAUGGCCUUCAGCAGGCUCACGCGGGCCGCUACACCGCUCGGUCUGAACCCGAACCCCAGUCUAAACGCCAACACCCGUCUCUCUGUGGCUGCUGGCCCCCGCUCGGGACCCAUGGCCCUCGCCGACGUGCUCGGCGCACACCCCGCCGCCGCCGCCCCCGCGGGCGCCGGCCACCCGGCCGUCCCGUCGACCGAUCCGCGCGAGCUCGCGCGUAUGCACCGCGAGGCCGAGGCUGAGCGACAUCGCCGGGAAACGGAGCUGAAGAUGGCCGCGCUGCGCGCCCAGAUGCCCACCAGCUUGCCCGCGCCCAACAUCGGUGCCCGCACCGGCGGCUUCAUGGGCGGUCGGUUUAACGACGGGGCCGGGGGCAGCAACUUACUAGGUGGGAAUGUGAACCCGUAUCCGCAGCAGCAGCAGCAGCAGCUGUAUCAGCAGAGGGCUAGCACGCUACUCGGGAACGGCUCGUUCCUUGGCGCAGGUCUCGGGCAGGGCGCGUUUGGCGGGUCGACGCCCAAUCUCGGCGUGUAUGGCAACGGCGUGCCUGCUGGUGUCGGCUUGAACUCUCUGCCGCUGCAACAGGGAUAUGGCGCCGGCGUGCAGAUGGGCGGUGCGCAGGGGCAUAUGGAUAUGGUCGAGCGGUGGAGGCAGGGGGUCAUGCCUUAGGGGCUUCAUCAACAUGGAAGGUUGCGGAAGAAGGCGGGGUGGACUGUACGAGAAGGAGACGCAAGCUGGACACUUCGGCGAGCUGGAACAGCAUUUUUCCUUGUCUAUAUCUCUGGUUAGACCGUGUUAUAGCAUAGCGCUGCGAUGGGCUCGUUUUUGUGUGUUUAUCUGGCUGUCUAGGUAGACUUGUAAUAUUCCCGGCCUCGUUAGCGUGGACUCGGGUGGUCAUUAGCAUAAUUACAUAUAAGCAUUAUCUUAU
Thermothielavioides terrestris NRRL 8126 is the source of this 5171-nucleotide messenger RNA. RefSeq lists its product as uncharacterized. The record is from RefSeq and is a predicted model, not a curated record. The coding region runs from base 386 to 4912 and encodes 1508 amino acids. NCBI's taxonomy places the organism in Eukaryota, Fungi, Ascomycota, Sordariomycetes, Sordariales, Chaetomiaceae. The transcript has a single exon.